CACAAAGCUACCUCUUUUCUGUCCAACUCUUAUCACUGUUCUUCAUAUUUUAGCCUAAUAAAGACUGCGGAUCCAUGGCAGCAACUUUUAUCUUCUUCAUCUUGUUAGCAGCAUUCAGCCUCUCCAUUCUGGGUGUCUUUUCAUUUGAGCCUGCGCCCAUGCAAGAUUUCUGUGUAGCAGAUCCUACAAAUCUAGUUGCAGUUAGAGUGAACGGCAUGGCUUGUAAGAACCCAAUGUUCGUCCAAGCCGACGACUUCUACUAUAGCGGCCUCCACAUCAAUGGCGACACAAGAAAUUCUUAUGGGUAUAGAGUUACGCCUGUAACCGUAUAUCAGAUUCCAGGACUCAACACGCUCGGGCUCUCGAUGAUCCGGAUUGACUACGCGAUAUGGGGAGCUAACCCACCACACACUCACCCUCGAGCAACCGAGAUACUUACGGUUUUAGAAGGAACGCUUCAAGUUGGAUUCAUUACUUCAGACCCUCAAAACCGACUCAUUACCAAAGUCCUUCAACGCGGUGAUGUGUUCGUUUUCCCCGUUGGACUUGUUCAUUUCCAAAGGAAUUUAGGUCAUAGCAAUGCAACUGCAAUCGCUGCGCUGAGCAGUCAAAACCCAGGAGUCAUUAGCAUCACAAACACUAUCUUUGGUUCCAAUCCGCCAAUUGCUACCGAGAUUCUAGCACAAGCUUUUCGAGUUGAUAACAAAACGGUGAAUCGAUUGAGAAGGAAGUUCUAAAACAUGUGUGAAACUUAGGGCCAAGUUGUGUUUGUGUGUUUGUCUUUUCUUGAUUGGUUUGAAGAAUUUGAUUCCUGGGAGUCGGAUAUUAAUCCAGCCAUUUCAUAAUCAUUAUCAGAAUGUUUAGAACGAUUACGAAG
Molecule: messenger RNA, 877 nt
Organism: Cynara cardunculus var. scolymus (artichoke)
Lineage: Eukaryota; Viridiplantae; Streptophyta; Magnoliopsida; Asterales; Asteraceae
Product: putative germin-like protein 2-1
Exons: 2
Coding region: 75-737 (220 amino acids)
Cellular component (GO): cell wall
Molecular function (GO): manganese ion binding
Source: RefSeq, a predicted model, not a curated record